Messenger RNA from Drosophila busckii, 2142 nucleotides. Its product is annotated as RNA-binding protein 45. NCBI's taxonomy places the organism in Eukaryota, Metazoa, Arthropoda, Insecta, Diptera, Drosophilidae. The coding region runs from base 103 to 1488 and encodes 461 amino acids. The record is from RefSeq and is a predicted model, not a curated record. The transcript is spliced from 10 exons. Gene Ontology annotation, molecular function: RNA binding.
AGUAUACACAAAAGCCUAUGCAAUUGUUCUGCCAUUUUGUAUUUGUGUUGAAAACAGUCAAACAAUAAAUAAGUGUAUUUUUGUUAAAUUAAAGUUUAAAUAAUGUCAGACUAUCGUUCCCAAUCACGCGGUGCUCGCGGGCAGGAUUACUCGAAUGAUGAUGACCCGCCUAUGUCGCGGCUUUUCAUUAUAUGCAACAAAAGCCACACAGAAGAAGAUUUUCGGGAGGCGUUCUCACCCUACGGUGAGAUAGAAGACAUUUGGGUGGUAAAGGAUAAGCACACGCAGGAAAACAAGGGAAUUGCUUAUGUAAAGUUUUCGAAAACCUCAGAUGCCGCUAAGGCACAAGAGCAACUGAAUGGGAAAACCAUUGGCAAAACAGACCGAACAUUGAAGGUACUAGUUGCCGCAAAUCGUAAUCAAGGUUCGAACAAAUCUGAAAAUGAGCAAGAAAAGUAUGUGAGGCUAUUCAUUGUAAUACCAAAGACAGCCACGGAAGACGAAAUACGUGAUGAGUUUGCUCAAUGGGGCGAGGUAGAAAACGUCACCAUUGUGAGAGAGAAAAACAAUGGCAAUCCAAAGGGCUUUGGCUAUGUGCGCUUCACAAAAUUCUAUUAUGCGGCAGUGGCAUUCGAAAACUGUUCGGCCAAAUACAAAGCUGUCUUUGCUGAGCCAAAGGGUUCUGCUCGGACACAACGCGAUCAGUAUGGCCGCACCUCGGAUGAGAAUCCUAUGUAUAGCUCUGGACGUGGAGGCAGUAGCUCAAAUUACAAUGGCGGCGGAAGUAGUAGCUUUAAUAACGAUUGGAAUUCAUCGGUUAAUAGUGAUAUGUCCGCUUUUCUGCGCAUGCAAAAUGUACCCGUUCCGCAACCCACAUGCUUAGAAGUAACAGUUAGUAAUUGCGUUAACCAGGACCAGCUUUGGCGUCUGUUUGAUAUUAUCCCCGGCCUGGACUAUUGCCAAAUAAUGCGUGAACAUGGUCCACGCACAAAUGAAGCCGUUGUAGUCUAUGAUAAUCCUGAAGCUGCUAUUUAUGCCAAGGAUAAGCUACACGGUCUUGAAUAUCCAAUGGGCGAACGCAUAAUUGUUAAGGUGAACGGCAUGAGCUCAGCUCGCAUGGAUACAUCGUUUAUAGACAAGCGCACUAAAAAAGAUGCAAUAUGUAAUGUGCCUUUGCCACCCACACAGCCUUUGGCAUCGCCAGAUGCACAAGUGGCUCAAAGGCUUUUCAUCGUUCUCUCCGCGAAUCUACCGCACUCGAUAUUGAAAAAUAUUUUCUCCUGCUGGAAGGGAUUAAUCGAUGUGUAUUUACUGCCAAACAAAAACUGCGGUUAUGUUAAGUAUUCUGAACGCGACAGUGCACAACAUGCCAUUGACGUUUUAAAUGGUGCGGAAAUAUGUGGCACUAAGAUAAAGGUUAUGGAAGCUGAAGAGCGUAGUGGUUCGGAUGGUGAUGACAGCGGCAGAAAGCGACUGAGGCGAAAUUAGUCCAUAGUUGGAACGAGGUGUUCUUCUGGUCAGAGACUGAUAUUAGCUUUAAUAGAAACUGCUGCUGUGAACAAAACUAACGCGACGUUGCUCCCGUCGACCACGAACAUAAUAAGCAAAACAAUUUUUAUCUUUCUAUUUUCACAGACCCACUGACAACAUUGUACUUAACAGAGAACAUUAUGUACGAGUAGUUUACUUACAAGAAUACACUUCAAUUAAACAGUUCAACUGACCAACAACCGCCCAAAACAAAACGGAAUCAACCAGAACCACAAUCUCACACAGAGUGAAACAGACACGGAGUACGGAAACAAGAUUUACCAUGUACUGAGUACCCAUUUAAGACCAGACCUAAACGGAGUCAACGAAACGGCAAUGAUUGCUAAACCAACCACUAACGGGACUAUCGAAUGUAUCGCAUUACCAUUACCCAAAACCUUGAAACUAUAUACAUAAACGAACUUAUUGUACAAUUUACUAACGUAUUCCGACAUUGAUAAGCAAAUACUUAUAUUCAAAAGCAAAACUUACGGAUUAUAUAGAUACUUUAAUGUCUAUGCAAAACAAAAGUGAAUGCAAUUAUUUUCUACACGGAAAUUAAACAUUCAAUUAAAUACUACUAUGAUGUAAUGCCACUAAAUCGAUAUUAAU